GUGCUGACCACUUACACGUCGCAUCCCCCGCUCGUGUGUACAAAGUCUAGUAUAUAAUAGUGAUUGGGACUCACAGAGUUUUGAUACAACUUUCCAUAAACGGUAUUGAAACAUUAUGAGGUACAAACACAUCGGUUUUGUGGGUGCAUCACUAAUUACAACGCUCUGUCUACUUUCUGGACUCAUGUAUUACUUCAAUCAAGACAAGUGUCCUGUCGGUACAUUCCAAUGUCACAAUAGUACCACAUGCAUGCCACAACGUAGUUGGUGCAAUGGUAUAUUAGACUGUCCGUUGAGUGACGAUGAAUCUGUGGAAAAUUGCUUUGACACACACGGAACCUGGGAUUGGUUUAUGAAAGACAGGGAUUGGGAUUGGAGAGACUUUGAGAAUUGCGAUGUACUUGAGGUUCCCGUUAGGUGCACCUACGACAAAUGUUGUGUGAUAUGUGCAAAUUAUACUGACGUGCCUCAGGACCUGUCAUCGAAUGUCACAGUAAUAUUCUUAACUGACAAUUCCCUCACGCGCUUAUCUCGUAGUGCGUUAUCAAGAUAUCCGCAUAUACGUUUAUUGUAUCUCGAUAACAACCAUAUAACUAAAAUGGAAAAGGGAGCGUUUCUUCGUCAAAAUGAAUUGUUUUGGCUAAUUCUUGAUAAUAAUAGGAUCAACGAAAUACAGCCUGGACAUCUAACGGGACUGAAUAAAUUGGAGACUCUGAAACUGGACCAAAACGAGAUUGCGAUAGCGGACUUUUCCGACCUGGAGAACAGCACCACUAUAUACUUGAUAAACUUGAAGAACAACAUGUUGACGACAUCCACCUUGAAACUGCCACGGUGGUCAACGUUGACGGAAAUAAUACUGGACGGGAAUCGCUUCGAGUCGAUAACGGAAGAUCUGUUCGCCGGAUGCCCCGCUUUGAAAUCACUGAGUAUGGAGGACAAUAGCGUGAGCAACGUCGACGAGCGAGCGUUCCGAAACCUGCGGCAACUUGUCGAGCUCAAUUUGGCCUAUAACAAGAUAGUGACGUUACCGCCAGACAUGUUCCAACCUGUGAAUAAUCUGUCGAAGCUAUUAAUCGGUUACAAUCCCGUCGCCGAGUUACCGAUGACGCUUUUUAAUCCGCUGCGUAAUCUUCAUUCUCUAGGCGUCGAAGAUAUAAACAUGGACAAUAUGAAAAAGGAUGCGUUCGACAUGUUGCUGAACCUUGAUUUCGUAUACUUCAAGAAAUUCCAUUACUGCAUGACUUACGCACCAAAGGUACAGAAAUGCAGACCUAUUAGCGAUGGUGUGUCAUCGCUGUCUCAUUUGCUGGACAAACCUCUGCUAAGAGCAGCCGUUUGGAGUAUCUCUUGUCUCACCUGCCUGGGUAACGGCCUCGUCCUUUGGGGAAGAUUCACUGCCAAAGAUGAGAAUCGUGUCUUGAGUAUUAUUAUCAGAAAUCUCGCAGUGUCCGACAUGUUGAUGGGAAUAUAUCUCUUCAUAAUCGCCAUAAAAGACGCGAGGUUCCGCGAUAACUAUAAAGAGGAAGCGAGCGCGUGGAUGUCCUCGUGGUCCUGCACGUUUCUAGGAGCGCUAGCGAUGACGUCAUCCGAGGUAUGCGCAUUAACACCUCGCUGGAUCCCACAAUUUGCAAUUCGCAACGUACAAUUAUUAUUUAACGGUACUGUUUGUUACGACCGUUGCGCCGCGCUACUGUUCAGCAAGAUCUACGAAACGAUUGUGCACAUUUUCGAUCUUGCUGAUAAAGUUUCCGUGCUCAUCCUGUCAUUCAUGUCCGUGGAGCGAUUUAUUUUGAUCACAGCCCCUUUGAAAUGUCAUCGUGUCAUGACAUCUCAAGACGCAUCCUUGUCGAUGAUCAUCAUUUGGCUCACCGGACUUAUCCUCGCCUUUGUGCCAGCUAUCCAUUGGAGAAGCAGCACGAGGUUCUACGGCGUCAAUGGAAUGUGCUUUCCUUUACACAUCGACGACCCAUAUUUGAUAGGCUGGGAAUACUCGGCCUUUAUCUUUCUGGGACUUAAUCUUCUCGGAUUGAUGAUUAUCGGCUACGUUUACACUGGCAUGUUCGUCAGCAUUUGGAGAACGCGCCACACUACGCCGUUGUCGGCCGGCGAUUACGAGUUCGCCCUGAGGUUCUUCCUAAUCGUGUUGACAGACGCGGCGUGUUGGGCACCGAUUAUAGCGUUGAAGAUCCUCGCCAUGAUGAAGUACCCCGUGCCACCCGAUUUACAUGCUUGGAUAGUGAUCUUCAUUCUGCCAGUGAAUAGCGCGAUCAACCCGCUGCUGUACACUUUUACCACGCCAAAAUUUCGCGAAAGGCUCAGCGAGGGUUGGUGCGGUCAAGCGUUCAGGUGCAUAUCGAGGAAUCACUCCAAGCAAGAUUCGCGGGAACCGUCUACUACGGUUACCAAUAAAAACGCGACACCAUCAUCGCCCAUCUGGACCAACUACGACGGCGACAGGAAGAGAACGUCGCCGCUGCCGUUUCAUUGACCCCAACGACGAAAGAAUUCCACCUGAAAAGCGGGACGCUGAAAUUUCGUAAACUCAUCUAUUAAAAGGAAUUAUGUCGCACUUCUCUCGCUGUUAAAUGUUACACGAAUCGCUCACGCUGAAAGUCGUGCAUCGUAGAGCCAAGAAUGGACGGAGAAAGGGGGAAGGAGGCUGUUACGAAUCAACUAUAAGUCCUUACGGCAUGUUCGUCAAGCGCUAUCACCGAGUGAAUAGCUUCGGAUUAGCGAUAGUGAAAUUCCGUUGCUCGAUAGAGCAAUCAUUAGAAAAGAGAAUCUCUCUCGUAAUAGUUGCAUUCAUUGCGAUAACAUUCAAUUAUGAGCACAAAUACACGUCUAUUGAUCGCACCUGAAAAGCUUGCUGGAUACACGCUUUGCUUGAUUGUCACAUAAAGUACUCACGUCGAUUCUGCACAAAUCCUAUCUUAUAAGGGGGUCGCGCACACCUGUAUUUUGCGCAUUAAUUAUCAUCAAUGUAAUGCACACGCAUAAAAUGCGACUGAUACUGUCUCUCCUUCAAGCAGUUUAGUCUGUGAUUCACUCCAAAAAGUAUAACCUCAUCCUUAACGGGAUCCUCUUAUUGUUGGUUUCAAAGCGGUUCUUCUAAAGCCGAAAAAAAUUUUAACACAAAAAAAAACCCUGGUUGCAAGGUAGUACUUUCUGCAGUCUCAUAUUCUAAGUAAUAGCUUUUACUAAAGGAGCGUUUCUCUUCUAAUAAAGUAGAUUAUUAAUCGAAAAUCUGCCAGACAUAAUUCUAAAUUUGUUCAAGCAGAAUUAGCUUUUUACAGAUGAUACAAAAGACACAACAAGCAAAACUUGUGCUGUAGAUAAAGAAUGAAGUUUCUCAAACUUUAAGAAUAAUGUGCUUAGAAUAUUUUCCUUUUGGGGUUUUAAAAAAAUCAAAGUCACAAACUAUAAAUUAUAUAAUCCUUUUGAGGCCAUAUAUAAAAGGAUUCCGUCAGAAAAAAGAUAAUAUUUUUUUAGUGUUAUUUAUUACCCAUUUAUUGUUCAUUACCUUCAAAGUUAAAGAAAUAAAUUAAAGGUUCUGCCUCAAAGAGAGCCGAUUGUUCCAACUUUUUGGUAAGCUACUUGACAGUUAAAUUAUAUGUUUGUCUUCUCUUUUUUCUCAAAUUAGUCAAAGAUAGACAUAUAAUUUAACUGUUAGGUAGCUUACCAAGUUAGAAGUUAGAACAAUCUGCUCUAAAUCUUAAUCAUGAAAGAGAACAAAAGAUUAUAUGAGAGUCUAUGCGUAGACCUUAUAGUGCAAUAAAAAUAAUAAUAAAAUACUUAUCAUUUAAAAUUCAUUUAAAAUACUUUUUAAAUGAAAAGAUACUAAAUUUAUUCAAAUAAUUCAGACGUCUCGAAUCCUCUUCUCAAUGGAGAAAUAAUCAAAGUCAAUUCUUACAUUCCUAACAUUAUAAUUUCAUUCCUAGCAUUACAACAUCGUCUUUUUUAUUUGAUGGUAACUUAAAGUAAUUAUUUUGUGUUGGACCACAAGUUUCGUGCAUAAGAUCUUUUGUUCUUCUUACUUUAUUUACUUCGUCUAAGAGAUUGCACCGCUUUCGUAUUUCACAAUUCUGUCGGUUCUGUUUGAUUGAAAGGCGAGACAUCGCGUUCUUAUUCUCGUUUCUUUAACUUGGACUGCACGGUAACAAAGGACUCUCGCUUGUUUUCUGAAUGUAUUGUUUCGCGCACCGGUGACCCCGGCAUGCGGAUAUUUCAAUCGCGCGAAAUCUCCGAUGGCCCGCGCCGAGGUAUCCACCCACGUAGAAAUCGUGCUCGAAAACGCACAUAAAUUAUUUUCCGCCGAAGUCGGAAUCGCGACCGCACGCGAAACAUUUACGACAUCGAUUCUGAUGUACCAGCAAAUCAUGCUCCACGAUCUGGCACCGUUAUGCAGGGUCAGGGCCACUUGUUCCGUAUUAUUAUUGCGAGAUGAGAAAUUUAUCCUCGAAUAUACGGGCGUGACUUUUUAACGGCUGCGCCGCUGUACGCUCUAAAACGAGCACUACAUCACUCAAAUAUGCUCGAUUAGUCGCCCCGAGACCCAUCAUCCCUCGCCAAUAUGACUUACGAAACGAUCGUAAAUGAUAAGACCGCUGAAGCGACGAGAGACGAGAAAGAUUACUGACAAUUAACUUCCACUUUCGAUAAAUAGCACAUUUCUCAUCCUCGUUUCCGUGUAUUAGAACGUAAACAGUUAUCCGACAGGUUUCCUUGAGACACAUCAAAUUCAAAAUAAACAUGAAAUGUAAAAUAAAAUUAACGAAGUCGAAAUAACACGCAGUAGUUACAGAAAAUACACAGAUAACGUGAUGUCGCGUGCUGUAACAAAUGUAAAAAAAGACACAAAAGAAUAACAUUUAGGGGAAACCGUAUCCUAAAACACGCAUUUGGAAAUAGAGUCACGCAGAAUUAUGAAAAUUUGAAAAGAAAUUAAAACAAAAGUUUACUGGU
Messenger RNA from Odontomachus brunneus, 4965 nucleotides. It is a transcript of the gene Lgr3, whose product is annotated as relaxin receptor 1. The transcript is spliced from 21 exons. Gene Ontology annotation, cellular component: membrane. Lineage: Eukaryota; Metazoa; Arthropoda; Insecta; Hymenoptera; Formicidae. The record is from RefSeq and is a predicted model, not a curated record. Gene Ontology annotation, molecular function: protein binding; G protein-coupled receptor activity. Gene Ontology annotation, biological process: G protein-coupled receptor signaling pathway. Bases 116 to 2491 code for a protein of 791 amino acids.